Sitophilus oryzae (rice weevil) is the source of this 3694-nucleotide messenger RNA. RefSeq lists its product as uncharacterized. Bases 202 to 3645 code for a protein of 1147 amino acids. The record is from RefSeq and is a predicted model, not a curated record. The transcript is spliced from 2 exons. Lineage: Eukaryota; Metazoa; Arthropoda; Insecta; Coleoptera; Curculionidae.
UCGAAUGCUUCCUGAGACAUGCUUAUCGUUUGCAGGAUAAAUAUAAUGCACUGUUUAAUAAAAUUGUUGUUAUGUGUUAUAUUGACAUAAUAUUUGCUAAAAAUAAUUAGACAUUCUCGAGUCAGAAGUUACAGAAUUAAAUAUUGGAACCGAGUUUGUGGGGGAGGAAAAAUAAGAGCUCAAUAAUACCAAAUCUUAAACAUGCCAAAAAACCCUAAACCUGGUGGAAGCAAAAAGUCUCAAAUUGAUGGUGUCAAAAAGGCCAGAGUGUCAACAGCACCUAGGCAUCCAGUUUCAACUACUAUCAUCAAAUUUAAUCUAGAUCAAUCACCGAUAAUUUGUACUGUAACGGAACAGGAACCAUCGAAAAAUCCAGCAGAAAUCCCGAGAUUCAAGACAGGAACUUUAAAGACUUCCUUACACGGGGACAUUUUUCAACUGAGAUUGCUGAUGCUCUAUUUGCAUAGAGCUCUAAAGCUCUACAAGAACAGGCAGUUCUACAUCGCCACCGAGAUGAAAGCAGCCGAAGUUUUCGAUGACGUGGUACUACUGUACCAAGACGAAUCAAAUGAGUGGGUUUGGAGAUUUCUACAAGCUAAACACACUCUAGAUGAAGAAAAUAACAUCGUGACAAAAACCAACAUAUUUAAUUCAUCAAAAACUUUGCACGGCAUGGCUUUAGUAAAGUACUUGAGAUCGUACUGCAAAAUUAAAAGAUGCGAGACGUUUGAAGGAGCUCGUCUAGACAGUUUCAUUCUUUGUGCAAACCAUAAUUUCAACGAGGAAGCUAUGAAGCACUUGGAGUUAGACCAGACGACUGUUCGAGACCCUAUUUUAGAAUUCAGAGGCCGAAAAUGCAAAAAAUAUAAACUCACUAUUGAAUCUAAACAAGAACUCCUAGAUGCUUAUCAUAAAAGAUAUGAUAGUAAUGAAAUUCAGCCAACAAUUGAGGAUUUGGAUGAGUUUUUCGAUAAAUUCAGGUUUAUGCUUGAAUACCCGAACAAAGACGAGCUUCACAAGUUGAUAAACAAAGAAAUAGGUGAAGAGGUUAAACUUCUAAACCCGUAUUUUGCUACAAAUAGCUUCCAAGAAGAAGUACAUCGCUGGUUUGCUGAGUACAAAGACGGUAGCAGUUCUUAUUUAGUCAAAGAGGAAGGAGAUAAGUUCUUCAAAAAAAUCGGAGAGAAUAUACGGUCACUGAUGACUUCCGGUUUAUCCAAAGCUCGACCAGAAACUCUACACAACUAUGCAGUGAGCUUUAAUAGAAAUUUUGAUGUAUUAAGUAGAUUUCUUGCAGAAAAUCCCGAAAAGAACGUCCAAGUCAUGCACAUUAUUACUGAUUCUACGCUACUAAGUUCAAUAAAGGUUGCUCAGUGUUUAAAAUUUCAUGACUACUUGGAAACCCACGAUAAAUGUAUCUUUGUUCGACUGGAAGAAAUGUUAGUGGGAAAUCUGCAGAAUCUAGCAUGCGAGGCUUUUGCUUCCAAGGAGAGUCAUCAUUUAUUUGUAAUUGAAUGUCAGAAAGAUACUCCUAUUAACCAAGAUACUUUAGCGGAUCUGAUAAACAACUUAGAUGAAAUAUUAGAAGAAAACAGAGAGGACAAGGAAAAUGAUUCAUCGCGUAAACUUAAAAAAUUAAUAUUAAUAUCGAACGAGGAUCAUGUAUUAUUCACAAAAUUAACUGAGAUGAGAUCGGAAGGUUUAGAAUAUGAUGAAGUAAAAGAUUUAAACAGUUUCAGUCACUUUGAUAUCAAAUCUAAGGAAACUAUGCUCGAAAAAUUUAUAAUGUUUCAAGAUGAAUUGACAAAAAUAAACAAACUGAUAAACAUCAAAGCUGCCGAGGAGGUUUUGGACCUGGAGACGAUCGAAAUGCUUUUGUUACAAGAUGAAAUUGAGAUAGAGCCAGUUAAAGUUUCCAAAUUCGAUUCUUUCGAUAAGGAUAUGUACGAAACCAGAACUCUAUAUCGGCAAGUUGCAGAUUUAGAUAUACUCAACGAAAACUUAAUCAGCACGAGUUUGUUCUUUGUUCGAGAUAUACAAAGGAGAGACGACGAUAACUUAAAAGCUAUUAAACAAAAAUCUAUACAUGAAUGGAAUCCAAGGAUACGAUAUACGGUAGGCUUGAUUUUGAUACCCAAUGGCACAGAUCGAAAUGAUAUUGAUCAGCUUUACCUAAACUCUGAAACUGACAUGUUUUUCUUUGAAUAUAGUAACAAAUAUCUCUUCCUGGAUGACUGCAAGGGCAAUAUGAGGAAGAUCUAUCCGUAUGUAUCUAAUAAAUGUUUUUCGGAUCAUAUAAACGAAAACUACUUGUGCAGUGUAGUGAGCGAUUACAAGAAAAGAACUAAUAUAGUUGCCGAUAAUCCCGGUUUAGGAAAAUCAGCUCUGAUUGGAAGUCUAGCUUACAAUUUCAAAAAGCUUAAUCCUAUGCUCUGGGUUUUAAAGAUGAAUUUAAAUGACUAUGGUUUUAAUCCAAACAGCGCUCUAAACAAAAACGUUUUGGAGAAGUCCUUACAAGAAAUCAACUUUGAUAGAGACAAUAUGAAAGAAGCAGUAAGGUUUCUAACUGAUAUGGUAUAUCCUGUUGCCGCAGACAAGAGGAGGACUUGUUUUCAGAAGAGGUUCUUGGAGUUUGCUCUAAAUCAAGUAAAUCUGGAUUAUAAGUAUCCCAAAGUAGCGCUGUUAUUCGACGGUUUCGAUGAAAUUAGCCCAAAUUACAAAGAGAAUACCUUAAUUUUACUGCAGGCAUUGAAGAAAAGUCGCGCUGAAUAUAUCUGGGUCACCUCCAGACGACACGAACAGUCCAGCCUGGAGAGAGACCUAGAAAGUGUAGCGUAUCAUCUGAACCCUUUCUCCGAAACUCAGAAACUUAAUUUCAUGAAGAAGGUAUGGAGGAAAAGUGGAAAGUCCGAUGCAGACUUCGAUGAAGCCUACGACAGAAUAAAAACCGUCAUCUACCAAAGACUGUGGGGUGGAAUUCAGGUGGAUUUCAACGGUGUACCGUUGCAGUUGAAAAUGCUGACGGAUGUUAUGGUGUGGCGCAGUGGAGAGUUGCCCGAAAACUUUGAGCUGUCGAGUUUAUACAAGAUUUUUAUUGAGGAAAAGUUCAGAAUAUACUACACCGAGAAGAGCGUGGCAGGGAGAUCAGCCGGAGCAGAGGAAAUGAGAAGUAGAGAUGAAAAAUUGAUGAUUAUACUCCAUCAAGACAUAGCUUUUGAAAGUUUCUUUUCCGUAAAAGGACCCAGCGACAAACUACGUGAAAGUUUUGAACAAUUCAAAACUGACUUACAUCGGAUUGGAUUGGUAGUAGUUAAUAAGACUUCAGACAGAUCGUUCAGGUUCGUCCACCAAAGCUUCGGAGAGUACUUCCUGGGAAACUACCUCUGCCUCAACAUGGAACGGCCUGAAGUACGACAAGUCUUGUUUAAAGAAGUAUUGUGGGAAGCCAGGUUUCAAGCAGUGAGGAUGUUUCUGGACAAUACAGAAAUGCUACAACGUCAACUGAGGAGAUAUGCAAGCAAGGAACUGAGCGACUUAGCGAAUGGGGACAAAAGCCAAAAACAAGAAGUAUUCUACCGAAUGGUAGAUGAAAAAAACGUGAAUCUUUUAAGUUGUAUUUAUGAGAAAGUUAAAUUUAGUAAAUGACAGCGUAUGAUCGAGAAAAAAAAACGACGUUCAGUUGGUGUAUAAAUAA